CUGUUCAGUCUCCCAGCGCUGGUCUGGAGUCAGUGUCGGAGCGCUCUCAUGCCGUACACAAACACACACCUCUGGAGCGUCACAGGGAGGAUUAUGGGAUGGAGAGAGUUCAGCCGUCACACAGUUCUCUUCCUCCUGCACUGGCCUCAGCGCCGCUCAACAAGGUGAAGCACCUGCAGAUCCUCAGGGUUUGGUCCUGUAUCUUCAGGAAGCUCAUAUGUCUCUCGCUCUGCUUCCAGGCGCGUGAAUCCAGCGGCUCGUCAGAGUUCUUGUGCUCCGUGUGUCAUAAAGUGUUUCCUCUGCAGCGCAUGCUGACGCGUCACCUCAAGUGCCACAGUAUGAUCAAGAGACACCCCUGCAGGUUCUGCGGGAAAGGCUUCAACGACACCUUCGACCUGAAGAGACACAUGAGAACACACACCGGUAUCCGUCCGUACCGGUGUGAUCUGUGUGAGAAAGCCUUCACGCAGCGCUGCUCUCUGGAGUCUCACCUGCGGAAGAUCCACGGCGUGCGGCAGCAGUACGCUUACCGCCAGCGACGCUCCAAGAUCUUCGUGUGUGAGGACUGCGGCUUCACCUCCAGCCGACCGGACGAGUACUUCCUCCACGUCAGACAGCAGCACCCAGGCAGCCCGGCCCUGCGCCGUUAUUACCGCAAACACAUGCUGGAGAGCCCUUCGCAGCACAGCAUCACCCCCUUCAUGCUGUACCCCGCCGCCGGACUCUACAUGUGAAGCACCUUUAGUGUGUGUGCAUACCAGCGCUGGAGACACCACACUGUAACAAACAUUCCAUAACCUCUACAGUAAAAAGCUGGCAGCUGUGGUUGACUGAAUUUUACUGUAAAAAAAUAUGGUAGCAACAUUUUAGGUUUUACGAAUUCAACUUAUAUGUGUCCCUGCAGCACAGAA
Molecule: messenger RNA, 911 nt
Organism: Cyprinus carpio (common carp)
Lineage: Eukaryota; Metazoa; Chordata; Actinopteri; Cypriniformes; Cyprinidae
Product: transcription factor Ovo-like 2
Biological process (GO): regulation of transcription by RNA polymerase II; epidermal cell differentiation
Cellular component (GO): nucleus
Molecular function (GO): RNA polymerase II cis-regulatory region sequence-specific DNA binding; DNA-binding transcription factor activity, RNA polymerase II-specific
Source: RefSeq, a predicted model, not a curated record